AGCCCCGAGGCGGCGGAGCGGCGGCGGCCCCGGUGCCUGCGCCGCUCGGGGGCCGGGCUGGGCGGGGCCGGACGUGAGCGAACUUCCGCGGGGCGGCGGGGUCGCCAUGGCGGCAAAAAGUCCUCCUGAUAGUACUCCAAGAAGGCCUGUUUUAUCUGUCAGUGCAAGAAAAAUUAAAGAUAAUGCAGCAGACUGGCAUAAUUUAAUGAUGAAAUGGGAGAGACUGAAUGAUAAUGGAUUUACUACAGCAAACAAAAUAGUCAACAUGAGGAUCAGUGAGCAAUUUCAAGACAACAAACUGGAGAUAGUAUGUGAUAACAGUGCCACAGAACCUGAAAAGCCAGCCCCAAAAUACAAUGAAGAGCUGGACAAUUGCUGUGCAGAAUUACUUGAGACCUUAAAGCAUAUGACAAAAAUACAACUGAAAAUGGAAAAGCUUACUUCUACUACUAAAGCAAUCUGUGACUUGGAAACAUUCCACCAUGGAGCUGGGAAUUGCAAGGCUCCCUUCUUUCAUACAUGGCCCACACCAUACUUCUAUGAGGUUUCUCUGAAGCUGUGUGAGAUGUACAAGAAGGAGCUACAACUCAAGCAAACAAUUGUACAAGACAUUGCUCAUUCUGCUGACCAGGAUCUGAUGAUGGUGUAUUUAUCCUCGUGGCUGUACCAGCCUUACAUUGAGAACAGCAGCAUGCUGCUGCUCGAAGCCAUGCUGCUGGAAACAGGACACAGGCAGUGCUAGAAUUCCAGAGGUUACAUGGCUGGCUUCUAAUGAUGCUUACAUGAAACUGAACUGGCAUAUUGCAAAGCUUACCAAGUAAGUUGAUUUUUUUGUAAAACUUAUUAAAAAUAUUUUUCUCUUCAUAUUCCUUA
Molecule: messenger RNA, 873 nt
Organism: Onychostruthus taczanowskii (white-rumped snowfinch)
Lineage: Eukaryota; Metazoa; Chordata; Aves; Passeriformes; Passeridae
Gene: CINP
Product: cyclin dependent kinase 2 interacting protein
Exons: 5
Coding region: 107-742 (211 amino acids)
Source: RefSeq, a predicted model, not a curated record